Messenger RNA from Carica papaya (papaya), 1706 nucleotides. NCBI's taxonomy places the organism in Eukaryota, Viridiplantae, Streptophyta, Magnoliopsida, Brassicales, Caricaceae. The record is from RefSeq and is a predicted model, not a curated record.
AUGGUGGAUGAUGAUGGUGGUGAUGGUGAUGGUAAUGAUGAAUGUUUCUUCAGCCUUGUUCUUAAUAUCGGCCUUUUUAUGGACAGUGAAGAAAUCCAUGUUCUUGUUUUAUGCAUUCACUGGCAUGGAAUCAGACAGAUUGGAACGCCAUGGGCAGACGGUACUGCAGGAGUCUCUCAGUGUCCUAUCAAUCCCGGAGAGACUUUCCUUUACCGCUUCCUCCUUGAUAAGGCGGGAACAUAUUUUUAUCAUGGACACUACGGAAUGCAAAGAUCAGCAGGGUUGUACGGAUCUCUGAUUGUCGACGUGGCAGAAGGAGAGAAAGAACCGUUUGAUUACGAUGGCGAGUUCAAUUUAUUACUGAGUGACUGGUGGCACCGGAGCAUUGCCCGCCAAGAAGUUGGUCUCUCCUCUGUACCGUUUCGUUGGAUCGGUGAACCCCAGAGUCUGUUGAUUAAUGGAAGGGGACAGUUCAACUGUUCCGUGGCGGCGCAUGUUAGCAACACGUCGACUCCUCAGUGCAAAUUCAGAGGGAACGAACAGUGCGCACCUCAAAUUCUUCAUGUUCUGCCGAACAAGACCUACAGACUUAGGAUUGCCAGCACCACCGCAUUAUCUUCUCUCAACCUAGCUAUUCAGGAUCACAAAAUGAUUGUAGUGGAAGCAGAUGGAAACUACGUGGAACCAUUCGAAGUAGAAGAUAUUGACAUUUAUUCCGGCGAAAGUUACUCGGUGUUACUAAAAACAAACCAGAAACCGUCCCAAAAUUAUUGGAUUGCCAUUGGAGUUCGAGGAAGAAAACCCAACACUCCACAAGCCCUAACCAUUGUAAACUACAAUACCACUUCGACAUCUAAACUCCCUCCUUCCCCUCCUCCGGUCACUCCCAUAUGGAACGAUUUCGCCCGAAGCAAAUCUUUUGCCAACAGACUCUUUCCUCUCGCUGGCUCCUCCGCUCCUCCGCCAAGGCAACAUCACCGGCGACUCGUCCUCCUCAACACCCAGAACUUGAUAGACGGUCGCAUCAAAUGGGCUAUCAACAACGUCUCCCUCAAGGUAUCUGGAACUCCUUAUCUGGGUUCAAUCAAAUUCAAUCUCAAAACAGCUUUCGACCAUCGUUCUCCUCCUGAGAGUUUUCCUAAAGAAUACAACGUGAUGGAACCGCCAGUAAACCCUAAUUCCACUUUGGGCGACGGUAUUUACGUUUUUAAAUUUAAUUCAACGAUUGAUGUAAUUCUUCAAAAUAGCAAUGCACUGGAGAGGAACACGAGUGAGAUACACCCGUGGCACUUGCACGGGCACGAUUUUUGGGUGCUUGGGUACGGAGAAGGAAAGUUUAAAGAGGGAGAAGAUGAUGAGAAAUUUAAUUUGAAGAAUCCGCCGCUGAAAAACACUGCAGUGGUUUUCCCCUUUGGAUGGACCGCGUUGAGAUUCGUCGCUGAUAAUCCGGGAGUGUGGUUUUUUCACUGUCAUAUAGAGCCUCAUUUGCAUAUGGGCAUGGGAGUUUUGUUUGCUGAAGGAGUCAAUCGUUUAGGUCAUGUACCAAGAGAGGCUCUUCUCUGUGGCUUGACUGGGAAAAUGCUCAUGACAGCUCCCAACCCACAUUGAUUCAUACAUACAUAUAGACAUAUAUAUAUAUAUAUGUCUUACAUAUAUAUAUAUAGAUGUAUAUGUAGCACUAGCUAUUGAAGGAAAUGAUUUAUGUA